CCUUUAUUUUAAUCAAUCAAUUCACCAUAUUAUUUAUUAAAAUGUGCUUCAUUUAAAAAAAAAAACAACAACAACAACAACAACAACAUUCACCUUACGUUACUGAAUUGAAUGGGGAUACACAUUCAUUCAAGAAAUAAAUAUGAAACAGUACACUUCAUUUUCCAAAAAAACGUUCAUGUUCUACUCUUGAGAAAUGGAACUUGUGAAGUAAUCAAAUGGCAAUGCUGGAUGAUUGAUCUAACUUUUUUUGCGAACUUGCCGGAUGUGUCCAAUUUGCAUUUUGCUGCUGAGGAUAAGCAUUAUGUUAAGGUUACUGGGACUGCACAUGGGUGGUAUGUGUUGUUCUAUAUUUUCCAGUCUAUGCGUGUAGUUUUGCUUUUCACAGUUUGUUUUGAUUGGUACUGGGUGGUCGUUCUUGAAGCCCUUUUUGCAAGAGAGGGAAAAGAAUGUGUUGCUGAUUGUAGUUCCGCUUAGCUUUAUGAAUCUUUGUUUGUCUUUUCUCAUCA
Molecule: messenger RNA, 509 nt
Organism: Lycium ferocissimum
Lineage: Eukaryota; Viridiplantae; Streptophyta; Magnoliopsida; Solanales; Solanaceae
Exons: 2
Coding region: 112-477 (121 amino acids)
Source: RefSeq, a predicted model, not a curated record